GACUCUUCCCGCCUCCUCCCUCCUUCUUCUUCGUCCUCCUCGUCGGUCCUUCUUCAUCAUGGGCUUCGGUGACCUGAAAUCCGCCUCCGGCCUCAAAGUGCUCAAUGACUUCCUGUCGGAGCGCAGCUACAUCGAGGGGUACGUCCCCUCUCAGGCUGACGUGGCGGUCUUUGAUGCGAUCUCAGCCCCGCCCUCGGCUGACCUGUGCCACGCCCUGCGCUGGUACAAUCACAUCAAGUCUUACCAGAGUCAGAAGAGCAGUCUUCCAGGUGUGAAGAAGCCACUGGGUCAGUAUGGCCCUGCAGGUGUGGCUGACUCCACCUCUGGCCCCGCCCCCGCCUCAAAGGAAGAUGAUGAUGAUGACGACAUGGACCUGUUUGGCUCUGAUGACGAGGAGGACGCCGAGGCGGCGAGGCUGAAGGAGGAACGUUUAGCGGAGUACGCUGCUCGCAAGUCUAAAAAGCCCGCCCUCAUAGCCAAAUCUUCAAUCCUAUUGGACGUAAAGCCGUGGGAUGACGAGACAGACAUGGCGAAGCUGGAGGAGUGUGUGCGCAGCAUUCAGAUGGACGGGCUGGUGUGGGGACAGUCUAAAUUCGUCCCCGUGGGUUACGGCAUCAAGAAGCUGCAGAUCAGCUGUGUGGUCGAAGACGACAAGGUGGGCACAGACAUCCUGGAGGAGCAGAUCACAGCGUUCGAAGACUUCGUUCAGUCGAUGGAUGUCGCUGCUUUCAACAAAAUCUGAAAACAAAAACGUGUUCAAUAAAAUACCUGCACAAAAAACAAA
Messenger RNA from Labrus bergylta (ballan wrasse), 784 nucleotides. RefSeq names its product eukaryotic translation elongation factor 1 beta 2 (gene eef1b2). The record is from RefSeq and is a predicted model, not a curated record. Gene Ontology annotation, molecular function: translation elongation factor activity; guanyl-nucleotide exchange factor activity. Gene Ontology annotation, biological process: translational elongation. Lineage: Eukaryota; Metazoa; Chordata; Actinopteri; Labriformes; Labridae. Gene Ontology annotation, cellular component: cytosol; eukaryotic translation elongation factor 1 complex.